Molecule: messenger RNA, 1230 nt
Organism: Dentiscutata erythropus
Lineage: Eukaryota; Fungi; Glomeromycota; Glomeromycetes; Diversisporales; Gigasporaceae
Source: the annotation of a GenBank genome assembly
AUGGAUAGUGUUAAUGUUGAGGACAUAUAUAGGGCUUAUGAAGUAAUCGAUCGAGCGAGUGAUUAUGGCGAGGAGGUUAAGAAAUCAUACAGAACAAUAAUUAAUGGAGCACACGGAGAAAGUAAUUGUAAGCGUCUUGCCGCACAAUUCAUCCCACGAUUUUUCGGAAAAUUCCCUGAAUUUCACGAGACAGCCAUCGAUGCUCUGUUUGAUCUCUGCGAAGAUACAGACUUGAAUGUGCGAUUAACUGUUAUAAAAUAUUUACCAAAUGUCGUCAGAGAAUCUGACAAAGUUGCGGUGCGGAUUGCUGAUGCUCUGGUACAGUUACUUCAAAAUGAGACAGCUCAAGAAAUUGCCGCCGUGAGAAAAGCUCUCGAACAAGUUAUUCGGUUAUCACCACGUGAUUCUAUUGUUGCGAUCUUCCAGCAAUCGUUAAAGGGUUCACCCGAAGUACGGAAUCGGACAAUUAAUUUUUUGUCGAAUGAUUUGAAUCGCUUCAAAGAAGAGUUAUUCGAGAAAGGGGAGGAUGUUGAAGCAUGUUUUGCCAAUGAAGUGAAAAGAGCACUUCAUGAUGCUAGUAUUUCAGAAUUUGAGAUAUUUAUUAAAAUGCUUCUACCGCUUAAGAUAUAUCGACUUGAGAAUAAAGAUAAUUUAAAAGAAUUGGUUAAUGUAUUAAUCAACUCGAUCGUUACAGGAGACGAAAAAUUUGAUCCUACAGACCAUACCAAAAUACAAAAGCUUUUUUUGUGUGGGAAAACUCUUAUACAAUAUUUCGAGAAAGGUGUAAAAAGCACACCAUUCCUUGCCUUCCUUGUGGACAAAAUCCUACCCAAGGAGAUAUAUUCUAGAUUACAGGAACGACACCAGAAAAUGAUUCUAAGAUUUCUAGCAGAAUGUAUUAGUGGAAAACACAAUGAAGCGACGAUCAAAAACGCUGCUCCAUUAGUAAAAGAGUUAUUUAUUAAUGAAAUACCACCCCCUGGAGAAGAUACUGAAAUAGAGCCAAAACUUGAUUUACCGAGAGUCGAAUAUAUUGUUUUUGCUUUAUAUUGCAUUGCUUCUAAGAUUCCAGAAAUAGUUGAAGGACAGGAAAUGAUUUCACGGUUCCGGAACCUUUACGCCGUUGCUAUAAAAUGCAUUUCACGUAUUAAACAAGGAUUGAAGGAUUUACAAAAGCGUGGGUCAAAGGAUCAAGAGACAAUGGAGGUUGAUAUCACGACUUAUCAAUAA